UUUGGUUGUUUCUGGGUUGAACGUCAUUCAGCUCAGGUGAGCGAAGGCCGCGCGCGCGGGCUGUUGUGGGUUUCUAAUCGGUCUCUGACAUAUAAUCCGGAUGACGGCAUUUGCUGAAAAAGAAAGUCUUAAAUCAGAAGUAUGGAGAGUCCAGCAGGUGUCCCCAUGUGGAGCCGCGCGUGCACUGAAGGUGCAUGUUGAUCCGGAUGCAGGUCUCCGGCUGCAGGGCCGGGAGGAGGCCUGUAGCUCCGCGCCGCAGCCCCAGGGCUGGCCCGGGGAUGGAGACUGAGAGGACAACCCCCCUCCCCUGAUGCUCUCACACAUCAACGAGGCUGAGCAGCGAUGCGCGGCGUGCGUGUGUGCGUGAUUCUAAAAACACCCAAACCCUGAGCUCAGCCCACAGAAGGUGCUGCACAGGCGCAGCGCGCAGAAGCUGCAGCGGCGGCAGAACAGCCCGACGCUUUCCUCGGUAGGGCCGGACGGAGCCGCGCGCCAUGGAGGCCCGCACAUGAACGCGUGAGGAGAGAUGCUGCAGGACAAGUCUUCCUCUGUGACGGACGAGCGCGAGAGCCGGGCCCCGAGCAGCCAGGAGACGGCCCUGCCUCCGUGCCGGUCGCCGCUCCCCGUGUCCCCGGCUCCCAUGGUCCCCAGCUCCAGCGGGCCUGAUCAGAACAUGGAGAACAUGAAAGUUGUCCUCCAUGAGCGCGAGCUGUGGAGGCGCUUCCAUGAGGCUGGCACAGAGAUGAUCAUAACCAAGGCAGGAAGGAGGAUGUUUCCAAGCUACAAGGUCAAAGUGAGCGGGAUGAACCCAAAGACUAAAUACAUCCUUCUGGUGGACAUUGUUCCAGCUGACGACCACCGCUACAAAUUCUGUGAUAAUAAGUGGAUGGUGGCUGGCAAGGCGGAGCCGGCCAUGCCCGGCAGGCUUUACGUUCAUCCCGAUUCGCCGGCUACAGGAGCCCAUUGGAUGAGGCAGCUGGUGUCAUUUCAGAAGUUGAAGCUCACAAACAAUCACCUGGACCCUUUUGGACACAUAAUCCUGAACUCCAUGCACAAAUAUCAACCGCGGCUUCACAUCGUUAAGGCUGAUGAGAACAACGCCUUUGGAUCAAGAAACACCGCCUACUGUACCCACGUCUUCCACGAGACCUCCUUCAUCUCUGUAACCUCCUAUCAGAACCACAAGAUCACACAGCUGAAGAUAGAAAACAACCCUUUUGCAAAAGGGUUCAGAGGUAGUGAAGACGGAGACCUGCGUGUUUCAAGGAUACCAGGGAAAGAAUACCCAAUCAUUUCUAAGAACAUGGUCCGCCAGAAGAUCAUUUCUUCACAAAAUCACCUCACAGGGAAACUUCGAGCAGGAGUUCUAAGUGGACACCCUCAAGUCCUGUCCUCUUACCAGUAUGACACUGGAACUCCAUUCUCCAACUCAGGCUCCCAGGAUGCCAUGUCAAACAAUUUUCCUCAAAGCAGAGAUCCCAGCCUCAUGUAUCACUGCUUCAAACACAGGGAUAACAGCCGUCACUUGGAGCUGGGAUGCAAGCGGCCUUAUCUGGAGACGGCGUCUGUGUUGUCAGAGGAGCAUUACUUUCGUUCCCCGCCCUCUUAUGAGUCGCCCUUGGUGCCUCACUCGUACUGCGCUGAAGCUAUGUCCUCCAGGGAAGCUUGCAUGUAUGGGGGCAUCGACACAGAUUCUCGGGUGGGUGUGGCGGACGCAGAUGACUUGACCAGCUCUCCGUCAGUUGGUUGCAACAUGUGGGCUGCCAGGCAGCCAUACCCUCACUACGGCAUGGAAGGCAUUUCAUAUCAGCCCUUCACAGCUCACUUCACCAACUCUGCCCCCAUCGCCCCUGUUCCUCACCAAGCACCGUCUAUGGUUUCACGGCCGCAGGCUGACACCGAUGGCUUCAGCUUAUCUACAGGUCAAAGAGGUCUGUCUGUUGCACCUGCCUCCCCCUCCUCUACAUCCACUUCUCUGGUUGUGCCUGGCGCCAGAAACAAGGCGGGCCUUUCACCUCUGUAUCACCGGAAGCCAGGCUCACCCAUGCAGUCUCACAGAGACCUGUCAGCCUAUACUUCUCAAGGAACGAUAACCCUCCGAGAUGCAUCCCAUCAAUACCAAGGAGGCAUGAGUAGUGCAGGGAGUCACUGGAGUGACAGCUAAUGAGAAGAAGCAAGAUCCUUGAAAAAUAGAUUGAUCCAGAAAAAAAGGCUGAUGAUGCCAAUAAUGGUUCUGAACUACAGCCACAAUCCCUGUUUAAUUGCACUUGAAUGAAUCAUGUCAGCAUACAGUAUGCAUGUGCUGAACAGUGUUUCCUGUUUAACUGAUGUGGAUGUGCAGCACAUGUGUCGCAGGCUGGUGGUCAGAUGGGUGGGGGCUGGUGGUCAGAGGGGGGGCCGAGCAGAGAUGAAAGUGGAAUUAAACUGUUAUUUCUUCUAAACAACAGUCAAGAUGUCUACAAUCUGGGAUUCAGAGCUGCGGGCUUCAACUGGCUGAAGGAAACUCUCCAUGUUCCCUGCUUGAGUGGAGGGGGGCUUCUUUAAAUCUCAGGAAUACUUUUUUUCAUUUCACAAACAAAAGUUGGACACAAAAAGAAACAAAAUGCAGUUUAUUCUAAACUUGUUUGAUUCACAUUAACAUAAAUGUAAUGAAAAAAAUUACACACAAAUAAGCAGAAACAACCAAAAAUGAACUCAAGCUUCUGCUGAGCGGAAAGCCAGUAGAUGAUUGUCUAACUAAACAUAACAUAGAAAUAAGCAGCUUCACAGAAAAGACGUCAAGAGACAUAAAAAAUCAAAUGAAACAAAAUUCCUCUUUAACACCAUGACCAUUUACAUUCAGACAAAUGUUCCUGAGAGUUCUUCAUCACCAUGUCAGUUUGAAUGGCAGUCUCUCUUAUUGGAGGAACUCAGAUGCUCCCGCUAGAGAAAGCAUCAUGGUAGCAGAGUCCUUGCUAAAAACGUUCUCAAAGAGCCUCAAACACCAGAGAGUCCGAGCAGUGGUGGGAGUGAACAGACGAAAGGUGUUUCGGAUCCACUUUGUGCAUCGCCCCUUUAUUUCAGACUAUUGAUUUUUAUGAUGUGUUUGCACACUUGGUAAAUAAAGAUGUUCAUGCCUUUAACUUUUUGAUGCCCUGAGUUCUGACCCUUCUGCUGGGACAGGUACACUCGAACCUUAGAGCCACAGCUCAGGGAAAAAUAUUUGAUGAGCCUGAAUUCAACUCCACCAUCUUUCCAAUAAUAAAACCUGAAACAAACAGGUUAAAGAUGCAGAGUAUUGCUCAAAUGUAUCAUAAAUGACUUAAAAAGACUGCUGGACGGUUUGAAAAUCCCUGCAGGGCAGAGCAAAGAGCCAGGAGGGCCUCAGCAGUUCACCGCGCUCCUUCAUGUGCAGCUUCUGUCAGCUCAGGAGUUAUGAGAAGGUCUCAUUCGUGGUUCAUGUCAGCACAUUCGU
Messenger RNA from Oryzias melastigma (Indian medaka), 3454 nucleotides. RefSeq names its product T-box transcription factor 4 (gene tbx4). Gene Ontology annotation, biological process: regulation of transcription by RNA polymerase II; angiogenesis; cell fate specification. Gene Ontology annotation, molecular function: RNA polymerase II cis-regulatory region sequence-specific DNA binding; DNA-binding transcription factor activity, RNA polymerase II-specific. The record is from RefSeq and is a predicted model, not a curated record. Gene Ontology annotation, cellular component: nucleus. The transcript is spliced from 9 exons. NCBI's taxonomy places the organism in Eukaryota, Metazoa, Chordata, Actinopteri, Beloniformes, Adrianichthyidae. The coding region runs from base 527 to 2164 and encodes 545 amino acids.